Molecule: messenger RNA, 5870 nt
Organism: Synchiropus splendidus (mandarinfish)
Lineage: Eukaryota; Metazoa; Chordata; Actinopteri; Syngnathiformes; Callionymidae
Gene: adrb2a
Product: adrenoceptor beta 2, surface a
Exons: 2
Coding region: 179-1408 (409 amino acids)
Biological process (GO): adenylate cyclase-activating adrenergic receptor signaling pathway; negative regulation of smooth muscle contraction; norepinephrine-epinephrine-mediated vasodilation involved in regulation of systemic arterial blood pressure
Cellular component (GO): membrane
Molecular function (GO): beta2-adrenergic receptor activity; norepinephrine binding
Source: RefSeq, a predicted model, not a curated record
AGGGUCGGCUCCAGUCUUGUUUGGACGUCUGAGGCGAGAGCUUCGGCUGUGGAAGAGAGAUGUCACCUUCUGAGGACUGAAGCCAGCACGCUGCCUUCUGGAUCCGGACACUGAACAGGACUACGUUUACGAUACUGCUGAGAGCAAAGCUAGAAGUGAUUCCUCCUCUGUGGUUCAGAUGGGGAGCACGACCCCUGCUGGCUGCCUGAACACCAGCACCAAGACGCUGAACUCGUCGGCGGCGCCGGCUGGAGACGUGGAGCGCUACACCGAGGCCACCAUGAUCCUGCUGGGCAUGGUCAUGUCCCUGCUCAUCCUCUGCAUCGUCUUCGGGAACGUUCUGGUCAUCACGGCCAUCGGACGCUUUCAGCGCCUCCAAAACGUCACCAACUGCUUCAUCACCUCGCUGGCCUGCGCUGACCUGGUCAUGGGUCUGGUGGUGGUCCCCUUCGGCGCCUGCUACAUCAUCUUCGGGACCUGGCACUUCGGCAGCUUCUGGUGCGAGUUCUGGACGGCGACGGACGUUCUGUGCGUGACGGCCAGCAUCGAGACCUUGUGCGUCAUCGCCAUAGACCGCUACCUCGCCAUCACCUCGCCGUUCCGAUACCAGUCCAUGCUGACCAAGUGCAAGGCUCGGCUGGUGGUGGUGCUGGUGUGGGUGAUCGCCGCCUUGAUCUCCUUCCUGCCCAUCCACAUGAAGUGGUGGAUUUCCGACCAUCAGGAAGCCGUGGACUGCAUCAAGGACAGCACUUGCUGCGAGUUCUACACCAACAUGGCCUACGCCAUCACCUCCUCCAUCGUCUCCUUCUACAUCCCGCUGGUCAUCAUGGUCUUCGUCUACUGCCGAGUCUUUCAAGAGGCCAAGCGGCAGCUGAAGAAGAUCGACCAGAGCGUGGGGCGCUUCCACAACAGUGACAACGGGAACCUCGGCGCCGUGGAGGUCAACACGGGGCGGAGCCAAAAGAAGAUCAAGUUCUGCCUCCGAGAACACAAAGCCCUGAAGACCUUAGGCAUCAUCAUGGGGAUCUUCACUCUGUGCUGGCUGCCCUUCUUCCUACUCAACGUGGUGGUGGCCAUUUGGAAGGUGGAGGGCAUCGACCUCACCUUCCGGAUUCUCAACUGGAUCGGCUACGCUAACUCUGCCUUCAAUCCGCUCAUUUACUGCCGGAGCCCUGAGUUUCGAUACGCCUUUAAGGAGAUCCUGUGGAUGAAGAGGAGCCGCCUCCCGAGCUCCGGACCCGUGAAUGGAUACGUCUACAGCAGACACAGCUGGCAGAGCGAGCUGCAGGGGAGGAGCAAGGGCCACUCGGAGGACAGCGAGGGCAAGGACGAGGGUGUCUUCAGCAUUAUGGACACGGCCAUGGACCCCAAUGGGAACUGCAGCAAGGGCCUGACAACUGCUCUGUAAGCUCUGCGAGCCGCAUGUUGCUGUUUUCACCGCUGAGCCUCCAAGGUAAGACCUGCCCGAUGGACCAGAACCAUGGCCACAGACAGGAUGGCGACUACACAGUAUUUACAUAUUCCCUCUGAAGACACUGUCAAAGAGUCGCUCCUGACGUCGGAUCUACCUCAGGUGCGGAGAUGACAGUUCAUCUGGACACAGUGUGUCCAGCAGCUGUUUGGUUUGCAAACACCAAGACCCAGCUGCUCGUCGUGCCAAACACGAAGAGACGAUUGCUUUGAAGAGAAGGUGUUGUCUUUCCUUGGAGAGAAACGCUGAGGUCACACAUCAAAGUGAGUCUCACUAUUGCUGAUGUAGUUUCGGGAAACCCGCUCCGUUUUCCAUGUUCCAUCUAAUCGAACGGCCGCACAUGAACAACCGCGACAGGGUUGGAUGUCAGCUGUAACGCGUCUUGCACUUUGUUUUACGAGAAACAUUCCUCAGCCACCUCCGUGCUUCAUGUCCAUUUCCAGUGGUGUCGGCUCGGGAGUUUCAGUGGCGUUUCUGCUGCGCUGUUGAUACCACCUUAUCUGCACCUGGCUGCCGCGAGCUGAGAGCCGACUGUGGUGAUAACACUUGAACGUGACCUCAGCACACGCUUCAUCGGCGGUCGAACCAGCCUGCCACCGUUUGUGCAGCAAAACCUUUGAAGAAAAGGCACAUUCUUCGCUCUGUCUGGGUCGGAGGUGAAGGCACAAGGGCACUUUAGAAUAAAUAGAGGAUCUUUGUGUCAUAAAUGGGCUGUCAAAUUGGUGAUUUCUAUUCUAUUAUUCCUUUCCUUUUAAAUCAAGCGGCUUGUUCCCGCUGUGCAGAUACACAAGGUGGUUAACUGUCAGUGGUUUUCUGUCUUUGUGCCCUGUGUUGAACUGGUGAUCUGUCCAGGAUGUCCCCUGCCUGCCUGCAUCAAAAAGGAGAAAAACAACAAAAUGUUUUCAUUUUAAACGUCAAAAUAGGAACCAGGAACUUCACUCCGAGAGUCGCCUUAUUCUAAAGCUGAAAUAUCAAGAUGAGACACCUCAAAAUUCUUUAAAAUCCUUUGACAUUCAAAGUGUUUUUCAACAGAAAUGCUUUUCAUGGCCGCCCUCGAGCCCGUUCAUAGUAUCCAGACCAGCCUUCAAUUGACAACAAAAAGUGAGAGAGAACUCAUUAUAAAUACAUGAAUCAUCAUUGUAAAAUAAAAAAGCACUGGUCCACAUAAUAAUCCCAGGAUUAGCAUCCCACCUCUGCAUUAUACACCUCUCCACUCAGCCAGUUUUAUUCAACAACAAAACCAUAUCUGGGCAUUUUCAACAGCGAGCGAGUGGCUCCAGCUUGGAUCGUGGUAAAGACUUCAGGUUGUAACACUUCUCUUCUUUCCUCCUGAAUGGUCAGUUAGCAUAUUUACAUCCAUCUCCCUUUCAACUAGAUGUAAAGCUCAGAUUAAGCCUGCAAGCUCUAGGUUAGGUAGGUGAAAUAGGCUUCGCUGCUCUGCCGCUCCAAUAAUGGCUUUUCCUUCCUCCCUGCUAUUUAUUUAUUCUCCCAACUCAAGGCAAAAUAUUUGUCUUUCCUUCCCCGUCUGCCGGUUGUGCUGCUGCCUGUUGUUGCGUCAGCCUCGGUCGUGUUUCUCUCAUUCUCCGGCUUCAACGCCAAGGUUGUCAGCGCUCAAAACGUUCGGGGCUCUUGUCGACACGCGUGAUAUUUCCCAGCUCUGCUGCCGUAUAAACGGAUGUCUGGAUCAGGCUGGAGUCCGCCACCGUCCAGAUGGACGGUCCACAGAGCCCUCAGCUCUGAUACUCACUCUGCUUUUGUGUAAACAGUCUUCAGGAAAUGCCUCGGCCCAAAAGAGCCCGGCCCAAGAAACAGGUCGGCCUAUUAUCUCCUCACGCUCGCAGGCUAAAGAUGGGCAGUGGAUACUCUGACACGGAGUCUGCUGUUGCAGUGCAAUAUGGGGCUGGACAUCAUCACGUGAAAGUCGUCUCUCAGCGCGAGCAGGUGUUAUAUUCCAGAUCCCCUUCCAGAUGAGGACAACUCCACGUGGUAGAAUUAUGAUUAUUUGUGAAACGAUUUUACAUUUGACUAUUUUAAAAAGCCUUCCCACACUCCCCCGCCCUGCAGUGUCACCAUCUGGACGCUACUUAGCAUCUUCCUGUGGCACCCUGACAAGUGGCAUUGUAUGGCCUGAACAAAUUCACAGCUAUACUCAACAUGCACAGGCAACACAGACAGGCGCCUUGGACGCCAACCAUCUCAUAUCAGUCACGGAGAAGAAGAAAGAACCACGAUACGGCAGUAGAGGUUGUCGGCCAAGUCUGAUCUUGUAACAGGCUAGUCGUUGCCCACAAGCCUUUCAGUUUCAGGGCACCACAUAUGAACAUGAGUUAAAGAGAUAAAAGUGCCUCCUUCAGAAGAAUAAUGUUUUACCCGCGACGCUAGUCUGAUGAGCUGCAUGCUUUGCUAGCAUCAAUGCUAGGCAGCACAUCUGCCUUUCCUUGCAUCUGCCCCGGCUGACGUCGAGCAAACAGAGCUGUUUUCCUUUUUUAUUAACACUGCUGAGCUAAUUCACUUAUAACAACAGAAGUGGUUUGUUUUGAUUUGCCCAAACGCCUCCGACAGAUUUUGUUUUGCUCAUUUCCGUCAGGCAGUUGCGGAGGCAAUGCUCAUGUUGGCGGAUGCUAACUAGUUACAAAGUUUCUUUUCUGGUCAUGAUUGAUGUUUAAUGUGAAUAAAAGGUGACAUCGACAGACUUAACAGCUCAUUUAAAGCCAUUAUCCAAUCAAAGUUGCCAAACGUUCCUUCACCGCGCUUCGCUUCGCUGCUUGGAUGUGAAGAGAAGCUGAGCGAAGGCAGUGACGUGUCGUCCAUGUUUGACCUGGACCUGCCUCAGAAUAUUCAUUCUCCAGAUCACUGGGGGGAGGGGAGGGGGAGCGGUUAGCGUACGUCAGUGUUAGCGACCCGUCUUAUCUGCAUUGGCUUGUCCCAGCUGUGACCUUUGCUGAGGAAUCUCCACGUACUGUAUCGCUGGUGUGACGGACCCGUGUGGCGUCACUGAGCUUUCUACUAUCUUCAUGUUUAUGAGACUUUAUGCCACAAUAAACAGGGUUUUUUUGUGUGUGUAUCGACAGAAAAAAUUCCAAAGUCUUGAUGGAUGACCGUGGUGUUUAUACAGGACUCUCAGACAAAAGCAUAUUUUCAGGGUUUGUUUUCCAAAUCUGUCAGCGCUAAUGUGCUUUUUCACAGUGGACUACGCCUCUACACCUCUGGCGUGUGGCCUUCUCCUGCUCAGACUCCUCAGUGACAUCACCUACCUGUUGUUAAGAAACAGCCGUCAGAAGACGAAUGUUUCAGGUACGGGACUAAAGUCAAGGCCUUAUCCAUGAAUGUACGCGGCGUAUUCCUGCUCUGGUCUGUUCGCAACGGAAACUCACCACUCGUUCUUUGCUCCUCGGAAAUGUGAAUUUUAUAAGCGGUGUGGUAAACGUGUCCUCGCGCAGGUGAACGUCUCUUUAAUAGCGGUUUCGCGGUUAUUUAUAGUUCUGUAAGCAUGGCUGUAAACAGGUGUCUUUUCAAAGGUACAGUACUUGUUGCAUGUGACGUGUUGGUGAUGAUUAAACUGCACUGCAGCAUUUGUUGUCCCUUUUUUCUUAUGGGAUUCCUUCAUGUUGCUUUAUGAACACUCUGGUUUCCUCCCAGAGAGGCUAAUUAAAUCGAUGAAGAUUUAGCAUGAACAACAUAUCUGGGACUUUGAAAUGGUUUGGCCCUUUAGCGGCCCCUGCUGGCUAUCAAAAGUCCAUUACAAAGGCUAUUAUAUGUUCCUUCAAUUUUUUAGUCUUUUUUCCCUUCAUUUUCUUUCUUUUAAUUUUUUUUUUCAUUUCUUUGGGUUGAUUUAUUUGUAUUAGAAAAUGAGACAAAAGUUGUCAACUCAGUUUUUAUUUAUUUAUUUUGUACCUGUCUGUGACCAAUUUUGAUUUUUUAAAUUUUUAUUUUUAAACUAAAAAUAAUUGUUAUAAAAUCCAAUUAUUGCAUUUAUUUAUUACAGUUCUAUCUUUCCUUCAAAGCCUUUUUCAAUCGUUUUUAUUUCAUGAUUAUUUCAAAUGCACCCCCACUUCUUCAUCCAUGACCCUCAUUGUUGUCUCUCCUCUCCUCCUCUUGCCGAACAUCUCCACAUGAGCUGUUCCAUCACUGACAAUCUUCACAUCAAACCCUCCACCCCGCCUUCACUCUCCUCCUCGCCUCACUUUACAUGACUCUGGACGAUGGAACGUGGUCUCACCAGUCCGAUCACUUCCCUGUCCAUCAGCACAUGCUGCAAAGAGUCAGAAGAACAUUCAUCUGUUUCCAAAACAAAGCGCCGUCUCUUUGUUUGCCGACUUAACGAUACCAACGUGUUCCCGUCUGAUUGCAUCUGUUGGGCAGAUCCGGCUCACUGGAAGUGUUUCACAAACAACCGAUU